Molecule: messenger RNA, 2203 nt
Organism: Diorhabda carinulata
Lineage: Eukaryota; Metazoa; Arthropoda; Insecta; Coleoptera; Chrysomelidae
Gene: Usp1
Product: ubiquitin carboxyl-terminal hydrolase 1
Exons: 6
Coding region: 268-2133 (621 amino acids)
Biological process (GO): protein deubiquitination
Cellular component (GO): cytosol; nucleus
Molecular function (GO): cysteine-type endopeptidase activity; cysteine-type deubiquitinase activity
Source: RefSeq, a predicted model, not a curated record
AUUACGUGAAAGUAUUAGUGUUUAUUUUCUUAAAGUUACCUAACCUGACGUAACUAUAAUAAUGUCAGUUGUCUAACGUCUUCCUAUCCCCGUAAAACCUCCUUCGUUAAAAAAGUUGCCAGUGAUUAGUUUAUACGAAGUUAUUUUUAACGUAAAUGUUAAAAAAAUCAACGAAAAGUACAUCAUUUCGGAUGACGGCUGACAGUUAAAUUUUGACUUGUGUUUUAAAUCAGUUUCAACAUCAAACACACAUGAAUACUGAAGAAGAUGACAAUUCUAGAGAAUGAUGUGAUUCCUAUGCGCAACAAAUUAUCUCUGACAAAAACAAAAUACAAAACAAGCGAUCAACUGAAAAGAAAAUACGCCUUCGAAGAAGAUUCCAUUCCGGCUAAGAAACAAGCAUUUAACGAAAUGUUGAACGGUUAUAGAGGAGAGCAGCGUAGCAACGGGGACUCUUCCCAAGAUCCUCCGGUCGCUACUUUAUCGAAUAUGGGAAAUACUUGUUAUUUGAAUAGUGUUUUGUAUACUUUGAGAUUCGCGCCUACGUUUUUGCAUAAUUUACAUCAUUUGAUCGGCGAUUUAUCUCUAGUCAGUUCGAAAUUAAAUCAAACUAAAGCCAAGACGUCGUCUUUAGGUAGAAAUAUUGGGUCGAUUACGGGGCCGAGUUCCCGUAGUACGAGCAGUAAAGACUUGUUAUCUUUAGGCAGUUCGUGUGACAUUAUUCCCAAAUCGAAAGUGCAAGUGGUUACUGAAAAAUUACACGAAUUAUUUAUGACUAUGCACACUUUGGAAAUGAAAGAAUCCAAUGAUCCCUAUCAACCUGUGGCUUUGUUACAAGCCGUAAGGGAGGCCAAUUCCAUAUUUGAAGGAAACAAUCAACAAGACGCUCACGAACUCCUUGUAUAUUUAUUGGACAAUAUUCGUGAAACCUGUGAUGUUUUAACCCAACAAGUUCAACAGAAUCCCGAAUUACUCACCGAAACCGAAGCCCUACCUACAGUAAAUAGCAGCAAAAUAUGGAACGUUCGAAAUUCUUGGAAAAAAAGCCUCAAAAAGAAAGACAAAUCAACAAAAGAAUCCAUUACGGAAGAGCAAGUAAACGGUUCCCAUAUAACCGACGCCGAAGAUGCGACUUCGGUGGACGGCUCCAACAGCUCCACCAAGAGGAAACUCUGCUACAAUUUCGUAGCCGAAGAUUUCGAAGGAAUAACGUUGAGACGCACCAAGUGUUUGGAAUGUGAAGGCGUCACCGAACGCAAGGAACCUUUCUACGACAUACCCGUGCCCAUAUCGUUGAAGGACGAAGACGCCGAAGACGUCAACGUCAGCGAUAUAUUUCGAAGGGCGUGCGUCACUACCGAGAAAUUGUGCGAUUCCAAUAAAUAUCUUUGCGAAAAUUGCGAACGUUACAACGAGGCCAGCAGGGAAGUGCUGUUCGAAAAAUUGCCUAACAUCAUGGUGUUGCAAUUGAAGAGGUUCACCACGUCUACGAUGGGCGUACAAAAAGUUAAUACUUAUCUACCGACGCCGUUGGCUUUGGAAUGUUUUUGCGAGAGUUGUUGUAAGGUGGAAGAAAAUCAAUCGCGCAUCCACCGAUACAAAUUGUGUUGCGUUAUAAUGCAUUUGGGGGGUACGAUGGCAUCCGGACAUUAUAUAGCGUACGUCAAAGCUACGGAUCAUUUGGAAGAUUAUACGGAUUGUACGAGGGAUUUACCGAAAGGUAGUUUAUCGGCCAGCAGCAGCGAAAAAUCAUUGAAUAUAUUGAAAUUUUUGAAACCGAGAUCGUUGGGGGGUUCUUUGAUUGAUAGCAGGAACGGUUUGACGUCUAGGAGCGUCAAUUCUAUCAGGACCUGCAAGAGUAUGGAUUGUUGUGGGGUUAAAAUCAACAAAAACGUCGUGGAAAACGUGAUAAACAGUUUUUCGCGUAAAAUUGUCCACGAUUACAAAUGGCAUCCGAAUAAUAAUUGUGCGUCGUCGCCUUCCUCUGAAGAUAUGUGGUUGGAAUGCGACGACGAGAACGUUAGGGCGUUAACGACUCAAGAAUUCAUCGAAGAGUUGGCCCACAAACCGAAUUCGACGUCGACGCCCUAUUUACUCUUUUACGCCAAAAUAACCGACCAACAUACUGAAUAGUGAUAUGAUGGUAGAUAGUUCGAUAGGUUUAUUCAAAAGUUAGAUGUGGAUAUAGUACAAAAAGAGAAAA